Zonotrichia leucophrys gambelii is the source of this 1362-nucleotide messenger RNA. RefSeq names its product SH3 domain-binding protein 5-like. NCBI's taxonomy places the organism in Eukaryota, Metazoa, Chordata, Aves, Passeriformes, Passerellidae. The record is from RefSeq and is a predicted model, not a curated record. Gene Ontology annotation, biological process: negative regulation of protein tyrosine kinase activity; intracellular signal transduction. Bases 276 to 1292 code for a protein of 338 amino acids. The transcript is spliced from 8 exons. Gene Ontology annotation, cellular component: cytoplasm. Gene Ontology annotation, molecular function: protein kinase inhibitor activity.
CAACAAGAUGGCGGCACCCCGGCACCAACCCCGGUGUUAUUUUAAAGGAAUUUUUACCGCAAAUCGCAGCAAAACCGGGCGAGACGGAUCCGCCAUCACUGUUUAACCAUCGGCACCGAUUUAAACCCCCUGGGAACCGGGAGAACGGCGGAAAGCUCCUCCCAUCCCAAAAAUCCCCAAAAAUUCCCAAAAAAUUCCCAAAAAAUUCCCCAAAAAAUGGAUUGAGGCCCCUCCCCCCCCUUGGAUGGCCCCCUGGAAUUUGGGGGGAUCCCAAAAUGGGGGAUUCGGAAAAUCCCGGGAAUUCCCCCAAGGACGAGGAGGAGGAGGAGGAAGAGGAGGAGGAAGAGCUGGACCCCCGGAUCCAGGAGGAGCUGGAGCACCUGAACGAGGCCAACGCUGAGAUCAACCGGGGAGAGCUGGAGCUGGACGCCGCGCGCUCGCGGUACCGCCGGGCGCUGUCGGAGUCGGCGCGGCGCCUGAACGCCCAGGGCUCCCAGCUGGGCACCUGCAUCGAGCGGGCACGGCCCUACUACGAGGCCCGGAGGAGGGCAAAGGAGGCGCAGCAGGAGACGCAGCGGGCAGCGCUGCGCUACGAGCGCGCCGUGGGCAUGCACAACGCCGCGCGCGAGAUGGUCUUCGUGGCCGAGCAGGGCAUGGGCACCGGCAAGAACCGCCUGGACCCCACCUGGCAGGAGAUGCUGAACCACGCCACCAGGAAGGUGAACGAGGCGGAGCAGGAGCGGCUGUGGAGCGAGCGCGAGCACCAGCGCGUGACGCGGCUCUGCCAGGAGGCCGAGGCCGAGGUGCAGCGGCUGCAGAAGAGCCUGAGGCGCGACAUCGCCCGCAGCCGGCCCUACUUCGAGCUCAAGGCCCAGUUCAACCUCAGGCUGGAGGAGCACAAAUCCCGGGUGACGGCGCUGGAGGCGGCCGUGGGCCAGGCCAAGCUCCGCUAUUCGGUGGCGCUGCGGAAUUUGGAGCAGAUCAGCGAGGAAAUCCACGCCCGGCGCUUCCAGAGAAUCCUCCGGAAAAAGAAAAAUAUCCGGGAAAAUCCCCUGGGGGCUGAGGGCGUCCCGCGGAUGGCGUCGGGAAUUCCGGGAAUUCCCAUGGAAUCCUCGCUGUCGCUGCUGAGCCUGCAGACGAUCGCCUCGGAUCUGCAGAAAUUCGAUUCCGUGGAACAUUUGGCCGGAAUUCCGGGAAUUUCGGGAAUGGCGGACGCGCUGAGCCUGCACAGCGAGGAACUGCCCGGGAGCGGCCGGAAAAGCUUCCGGCACCACCGGAGCGUCAGCUUGUGAAUGAGGGGAAAAUUGGGAAAAAUUCGGGAAUUCUGAAGGGAAAAAAUUGGGAAAAAUUGGGGAAAAAUGG